GCUGGAGCCCCCACGGUGGAGUGGUGGUGUUGUGGUCUGGUCGAGGUAUGGUGUUAUGAACCUUAAUUGUCCGCCUCUCCACACCUCAAUCAUGUCUAGAAGGAAAGAAUCCAAGAUGGAAAGGAUUCGGGCCGAAGAAGACGAACUUGACAGGAGGUUGCAAGAGGCUGGGAUGUAUGAGGAUGGAAUGGAUGUUGAGAUGAAGAAAAUUAUGCUACAGACACUAGAGGAGUCGAGAAAGUCAGCCCAGGAGGAGGAACAUCAGCGGAAACAAUGGGAAAAACAAGAGGUGCAGAUCUACAAGGACACUCUCAACAAAUCCUUUAACAAAAACACAGAGAAAAACUGUCAUGCUGAAGUUGGUUGUAAUGAAGAGCAUGGAAAUGAAGAAAAUUCAGGCGACUCUGAUGUGGUGGCUCUUCCGCCAGAAGAUGGAGCCGAUACAAACUGCCUCUCAGGUAGUGGUUAUGUUACUCCUGAUUUGGACCUUCUCCGUUCAGGGUCCCCAGAAUUGUUGGUAUCAAGUGAGUCUCCUUCACCUUCUUGUUCCUUAACUAGCUCGGCACCUAUUGCGACUAGGCCUAACAGCCAGCCUUCAGUAAGUACAGUGGGAGGAUCUCAAGCUCAACCUCGUGGGUCUGAGGAGGACUUGUUUUGUGAUUUACAAACUUUGGAAACUUCAAGUGUACCAAAAACUCCCAAGAGAAAUUCUCAGCAAAUAUGCAAGAUGAAUGAGAGCAAUUCUCAAGGAAAUGAAAUGAAACUAUGUACAAUGUCUGCUACCAACCAGGAAGCUGUUGAAGUAGAAGAACAGGAGGCAAAUAAUAUUACAAGUAGCAUUACAAAAGGUAGAAAAGCUUUACAAAAUAACUGUCAAAUUGAGCCUAGACGAUCAUUAAGGUCGUCUAGUAUAGAAAUAGUUCCAUCACAAAGUGCCAAGUCGGAUAAAGGUCUCGACCAGAUAAAUCGCCUCUCUCAGCCUCUUCCCUGUAAUACCAGAAACAGUUGGCAAGAGGGAUAUGAAGAAGAUGAUGGGGUACAGUUAUUGUCUCCAAUUAUUGGUCAGAAGAAAAUAUUAGAAGGUCUUGCCUCAUCUAAUAGUACCAGAGAGAAGAUACAAAAUUUGCAGGAUGCAAAGGUGUCCAACACUCUUGAGGUACAGUCAAUACAGCAUACAAUAGAGGCUACAAUUGAUGAUGAUGAUGAUGAUUUUAUACUUCCUACACCAGGUGCAUCUCUGAGCACCGAAGCUAAUAGAUUACAAUCUUCAUUUCCAGUUGAUUCACGACAUGGAGAAUCUCGGAACAAAUUGCAGAAACCUGAAAUGUCAGCAAAAGGAAUCUCCACAGAGGAUGAAAACAUAAUGAUACAGAGUACUUCACAAGACGUUAACUCUUCACCUAUGAAUAGUAGUUCUAAACUAUGUGACAAGGUAAAAGAACAUACAUCGUGUGCAAACAUGGAUUUAUCAGAUAAUGAAGAAAAUCUUAGUUAUAACUUUAAAAGUGAUAGAAAAAGAAAGGUAAAUGUAUUCUUUAUUGAAGAUAAUCCUGAUGUCCCUCUCAAGAGGAGGCGACUGGAGGAGGAAGAACCAUCUAAGGCCUACUUUAGAAGCAGGAAAGAGCCAGCAAAGGAUUGUGUUUUAAGAAUUUUGAACAUGAUUAAUGCCAUGAUGAAAAGCGUUGGGGAAUAUCAGAGUAAACACAUUAGGGAUAAAAUGAAAUGGUCAUUCCCACUUACAGUAGAUAGAAGAUUGAAGGACUCCUUAGAGCGUUCAAAAAUACAAACUCGAAAACAUGGUCUAGAUUUAGAUGCUUGUUCAGAAAAUGUUAUCCAGCAUAGGACUCUUAGGAAUGCUCAUAAAGCAACUGAUUCUUAUGAAGUGGAAUCUCAGAUAUCAGAAGAUUCUUUACCUGAUAUUUGCAUGAAUGAUGGAAAUUGGAUUGAUGUUCAAGGAAAGAAGGAAAGAAGAAAGAGAGGAUUGCAUUUAGGUCUUGGUCGCAAACAAUCAAAACAUUCAGGAUUAUUAAGUAGAAAAGAUAAGUUGUUUAAUAGUAGUCAGGAUUAUGAGAAAAGCUUUGUGUAUGAGUCGGAUGAAGCUGAGGAUUUUGAAAUUUUCCCAUCUAGUUCGCAGCGUAAACAUUCUUCGCGUGGUCGGAUAGAAAUUGAUAAAUCUUCAGUGCCAAAGGACACAAGCACAGAAUGCACAGAAGUUUUGUCCUCUAAGAUGCAUCACAGUGAAGUUGAGAAAAAUAUUGAAGCAGUUGGUACCACAGAAGACAUUGAAGUAGAAAGCCACUUAUCUGGAGAUGAAGAUUUAUUAGAUGUAAACUCAAAAGUAACACCUAAUAAUAAGAGGAGAAAGGUUGAAUCCUUGGAACAAUCAGACACAUUUGCUGUAAACAAACAGUGUUCUGCUGUGGAAAAUAAACGUAAGCGGCCCAUGAGAAGAACAUUUAUCUUAUCUGAUGAUAAAUCUUUUGAUAUUGCUGAGCCCAGCACAUCAUCAGCUCAGAAUGUAGAAACAUCAAAGAUAACAAAUCUAGCUUCUGAUGUACAACUGACAACUGAACAGCUGGCAUGCCAGCGCAUGAGUCCACUAAGUAAAUCAGUGGCCAAAGACUCUGGAAACUGUUUAAAAUCAUCUAAUAAGAAAGAUUAUUGUGGAAAAAAAGUCGAUAUCCAAAAUUGUGUAAGCUCUUCUGGAGGCAAAGAUGACCAAUUAAACGUUGGACGAAGCAGUAACGUUGAAAUUUGUAUUGUGGAAGACAACCCCUCAGUUGGUACUAGUGGCUUCAACUUGACCAGAGGUGCCAAUAAAGAAUCUAGAAGAGGUAAACCUGUUCAAGACCAGAUUCGGCCUGCCCCCCUUAGACUGAAGAAAAAUUGUCUUAAAAACACAGGUGAAAUUGAAGUCUCAAAGAACCAGUUUGCAGUAUCAAGUGGAGCUCAACAGAUUGCUUCUGGUGUUGGAGCAACAAGUCAGAGGUUAAAUGAUGAUGAUCAAGCUCGUAGUAUUGAAAGGGAGGAAGACAGUGAUGGAGAAACGGUGCCUUGUCCUCUUUGUCUGAAAACAUUUCCACGUGAACAAAUUGAGGUUCAUGCAUCAGAUUGUUCAGAGAUCCCAGAAAGUCCACAGAAGCAACCAAAGGAAGUAAGCAGAAGAGUGAACAGAAAGCAAAAUCAGAGAGGACAUUUGGUAGAGGAGGUGGAGGUUGAACACAUAGCUGAAAAUACAAAAUCAUCAGGUAGCACCAAGUUGGAAAAUACACGGACUCCAACUGGGCAUGAGAGAUGCCUAAUUUGCAAAAAGACAUUCAAAGAAGGCGGAGACUACCUUAUUCACGUGAAUGCCUGUAAACGCAUGGAGGAUAUAAAAGACAGCAUUGUUUCUCCAAUGGCAAGCAGGACUCCAGGGAAUAAAAGCGGAAACCCAGAAGGGAGUGCACGUACUCCAGACCGCGGGAUAGGAAGACCCAGACCUAAUGUUAGAACUGGAAGUCUAUUCGAACACCUUGAAGGUAACUUGGAGUUCAUUAAUGGGGACAUUACUGACCCUGCAUAUAGAAGCCCCAACAUAGCGCUGGUACAAAUACUCAACUGUGUAGCUGUUAAACCUCAUGGACUCUCUCAGAUUCUUGCUGAAAUCUAUCCAUACUGUGGUUCCUAUACACGACGCCGUGCAAUAGGCACUCUAAACCGUGCUGUACUUGAAGAUAGACCACAACCAGGAAAUAUUGAGAUUUGCCAUCCUGACACUGUAACAAAAGGACCAGCAGUUGUAAAUGUUUUUGGCCAGUUUUAUAUGGGGAAGGAGAAAAAUCGAAACCUUUAUACCAAAAGACUCAUACAGCAGUUGCAGUCGUGUAUGGAUGUUGGACCUAAAAGAGCCUAUAAAGGAAAGGAUCCUAGAUAUUUAGAACCAUUUGAUCAUCAACUUUUGUCAGGCCUUUUAGAUGAUACAUCAAAAAACAGGAUUUAUUGGUUUUGUGAAGGUCUAAAUAAAUUAGCAGUGCAAGUACCUAAUGGAAAAUUCAGUUUGAUAAUUUUUCCAUCGGGAAUUGGGUGUGGGUUGGCUGGUGGAAACUGGGAAAGAGACUACUUGCCAGCAAUUAAAAUGUUUUCUAGACAGGUCUACCACUUUGGUAUCAGAGUUAAAAUUGUGCGCAAAAUUAUGCCACGGGCAUCAGAUAGUGAAAUAGCAAUCAUUGGAACAAUGAAAAGAACAGUUAAACCCCCUAAAUAAGAUGCCUACUUAUAUUAAAGUGUCAUAAGCCGAUGCUUCAUAUUGCCUUAUUUUCUUGUAGGCCAGUAAUGUCAUGAUGAAUUUAUACAAAUUAGCAAAUUUAGGGAGUUUAAAAUGAGUGAUGCUUUGGCAGUGUAAAUAUUGUUAACUAGUAGUGCAGGUUUCAGUAGUUGAGAGGCAUCAAAUAAGUCAUUGAUAUGCAGUAUCUUACCUUUUAGUUACCUUUCAUUGUGAAGAUCAACAUCUGUGCAGCUUUUGUCUCUGCCAAGGCUUCCUGGUUGAUGGUCUGGUCAACCAGGUGUUGGACGCAGCUACUCACAGCUCACGUGUGAGUCACAACCUGGUUGAUCAGGAAUCAUUUGGAGGGGGUUUAUCAAAUUCUCUUUUUGAACACUGUGAGAGGUUGGCCAGUUAUGCACCUUAUGUUUAGAGGGAGAUGUUGAAAAGUAAUGGGCCCUUGAUGUUGAUAGUUCUCUCUCGCAAAUACCUAUUUCGAUUUAUUUUGCAUAUCCUGUCGUGCCUUCUGGUCUCGUGGCGAGUUAUUUCCAUAUGCAGAUUUGGAACUAGUCCUAAAUGUACAGUACUGUAUAUUACAAAUAUAAGAAGUCUUAGCAUACACUCUUGGGUAAAUGGGUGAGUAAGAAAGAUAAUGUUAUUGGUGGCUAUUGUUUUAAGUAUGGCCAGUUACAGUUUAAGAGUGACUUUUAAUUUCAUGCUGCUGCAGUUUUAAGUAGAUUUAAGUAGAUGGUUAUUGUGAUUUAGUAGCUUCAAGGACUUUUCUUAGGUCAGUGACGAGGCUAAUUACUGUACAUAUUAAUUUUUGUUGUGCAUCGUUAGUGCUAUUAUAAGAUUGCAACCAGUUGAAAUAAGUGCUGUGCUUACCUAUCAGACUACAUUGAGAUCUAUUUCUUUAUGCUCUGCCGCUUAGCUCUUUAUACCUGAUGCACUAAUUGCUUCUCUCAACAUUAACAUUUUCAUCAUAUUUUUCCUUAAAUUUGUGGAUGGAAUUGGCUUCAGCAACCUCCUCUUUUAAUGUAUUUUACUAAUAGAUUAAUCUAUUAUAUUUAGAUUAAUCAUUUUAAUCCUUUAACCUUGACACUGAACAGGCUGCAGUAGUAUAAUUGAACUGCAUUAAUUUUCACAACUCAUUACUAACCUACCAGGGGCCGGAGUCACAAAGCAGUUAUGCAAGCACUUACGAACCUUACAUCUUUUCUCAAUCUUUGGAAGCUUUAGCCUUUGAAGCUCAUUAAACAAUUAAUGAGCUCUGAAGCACCAGGAGGCUGUUUAUAACAACAACAACCACUUGAUUAGGAAAUUUUCAUACUUGUAAACUAAAUCCGUCAAAAAUUGAUGAGAUGUACACGUUUAUAAGUACAGUACAGUACAGUACAGUACUUGCAUACCUGCUUCAUGAAUCGGGCCCCAGACAUCUUGAGAAAAGUGCUAUGACAUAAUAAGACACAAAAUAUUCUUCUUAAUGACUUUGUUAAUGGUUAUUGUUGAUAUGUAUAGUACAGUAUCACUAAAAUUAUAUUAUGUGCUGUCCAUAAUUUUCUCUUGAUAGGUUGCACACAAUGUGAUAACCACUGUAUGUUAUAAGAUGGAUUAUUUUAUAUACACAAGCUAGUGUCAUGAAUGCUCAGCAUAUGUAUCUAUAUGCUGCUGGGUAUAUAUUUUUGGGUUGUAAGAAAAAAUACAAUAAAUCUGUUUUAAUAUACUGUACCAAACCAAAAUUUAUCUAGUAACUAGGGGUAAUUUCUCAGCUUUAAAAUAAUUGAAGAUAAAUAAUAUGACAAGAUAUCAUCACCUGGUUCCUACUUCUAUUUUCAUUAGUUAAUCCUUUGUUGUGUUUAAUGUUUUGUUGUUUUUGUUGUAUUCCAUACAAGUUUACUUAGCUAAUACAGUAAUAAUAUUCACCAAAUUAUUUUCAAGGUGCACCUGUAGUCUUUUGUAUCAGAGUUUAUACAAUAAUAUCACAAAUGCAAUUAACCUGUGCUUGAGUUGUAUAUGUACAGUUAUAAAUGGUUACGGUAAAUUAAGACGAGUACUGUACUGUAUAGUGCAAAGUUGUUCUCAGAUAUUUGUAGUAUGCAGUGAGAAACAGUGAUGCUUAAGGUUGUACAUGGGGUGGCACUGAUGUGUAGUCUAACAGAUUUAGUUUAUAAUGGCACGGUCUGGUUUCUUGUCCAGUUUAAUGAAUAUUAGUAUGGAACACACAAAUUAGUGAGUACGACUGAUUCCUUUUGGCUCAUAUGAGACAGGUCCUAUUUAAGUCCACCCACAUCUGGCCCACGUACAGUCACGGUCAGAAGCCUUUUUCAUGGAUAGGAAAGGGUGUGGGGUGUGUGUUAUACUUUGCAACACUGCUUUUUGAGGUGCCAUGUUGCUUAAAAAAUUACCACAUUUUGUUUUAGCAUUAUCAAGUUAAAUUUACAUUAUAUUGUUGAGGAAAACUGUUCUUUAGUGUUAAUAAUUUAAAUGAAUGCUAGUUGAUAUCAUAAUUCUUUUUUUGUGAUGAAUUAGAGCAUAUUAUCAAAUAUAAUCCAGGGAGCAUGUAGCACAAACCGGGGAGUCCAUUGACAAAAAUAAAUAAGCAGUAUUGAAUGAAUGAAAGCCCAGGUCACCUGUGUCAAUGAUUACUGUUGGAUCUUCAGAUUGUUAUAUGUUGUUGUUAUACUAUUAUAAUAUUAUCACUAAUUAUAUAAGUACUCUUUAUUUCAUUAUGCACACCUAGUACUUACAUACCAAUACAAUUUUUUACUGUGAAUGUCUUUAUUUGUGUUUAAGCUGUUUUAUUGGCUAAUAAAAGUGCAAAGGGCA
Molecule: messenger RNA, 7069 nt
Organism: Procambarus clarkii (red swamp crayfish)
Lineage: Eukaryota; Metazoa; Arthropoda; Malacostraca; Decapoda; Cambaridae
Source: RefSeq, a predicted model, not a curated record